AUGUCGACGACGAAGAAGAUUGUGUUGAAGAGUUCCGAUGGUGAGUCCUUCGAGGUCGACGAGGCCGUGGCUCUCGAGUCUCAGACCAUAGCCCACAUGGUCGAAGACGAUUGCGUCGACAACGGAGUCCCUCUCCCCAACGUCACGAGCAAGAUCCUCUCCAAGGUCAUCGAGUACUGCAAGAAGCACGUCGAGGCCGCCGCUUCCAAGACCGAAUCCGCCGACGCCGGUACCUCCGACGAAGACCUCAAGGCCUGGGACGCCGAGUUCAUGAAAAUCGAUCAGGCUACUCUCUUCGAGCUCAUCCUGGCUGCGAAUUACCUGAACAUCAAGAACUUGCUGGACCUGACAUGUCAGACAGUGGCUGAUAUGAUCAAGGGGAAGACACCGGAGGAGAUUCGCACGACCUUCAACAUCAAGAACGACUUCACACCGGAGGAGGAAGAGGAGCUAAAUCGACUGCUUUCGUCCAUCCUAAUAACUUUCUUCUUCAGAAUAGUUUGCGUGGUUUGUUUUGGGAAUGUUGUUGUGGGGAUGAUUCAACUGAAUUGGCCAGAGAUUUGUGAGAAUAACCCUUUAGCAUUCUUGGAGAAAAGUUCAGGUGGUGUUGGCGUCAAAAUAAGAUGUGCAGAGCUAUUCAUUUUCAGGGAAGCAGAGCAAGUCUCUCAAUUCUUCCUCCAAGUGGGGAUUCAGGUCAGAUUUGAGGAGAUCGAAAUCGAGACUGCUUAG
Messenger RNA from Microthlaspi erraticum, 729 nucleotides. The record is from the annotation of a GenBank genome assembly. Lineage: Eukaryota; Viridiplantae; Streptophyta; Magnoliopsida; Brassicales; Brassicaceae.